Molecule: messenger RNA, 1248 nt
Organism: Nematostella vectensis (starlet sea anemone)
Lineage: Eukaryota; Metazoa; Cnidaria; Anthozoa; Actiniaria; Edwardsiidae
Exons: 5
Coding region: 476-1012 (178 amino acids)
Source: RefSeq, a predicted model, not a curated record
UUAAAAUUCGAGUUAAAUAUAUAGACGUCAAUGGUUCAAGAAAAGGUUCUACAAAAAUUUCAAGUAAUCUUCAGGUGUCUAAAUUGAUCUCAUUUAUUCAUCGGCUUCAGCCAAUCACAGCACAGGUUUGCUUUUGGGAAAUUGAUAUCCCGCACAAGUCAGCUUGCUCCUGCGGCUCCAGGAUUUUAACGCAAUUUCAGCAUCAUGGAGUUUAGAAAAUGCCAACAGAACGGGACAAAUGGUAUUCUCCAUGGAAUUCUGUGCGGGUGAUUUCCUUCUGCUGUUUGCUUCACUUCCAUGGAACUUUGCGAGGGCUCUUUUGGAAGUUUAAGUUGUACUAGCACUAGAUGGUGCUACAAAUAUCACCAAACACCAUCAUCCGUUAAUUACCCAAGGGGUAACCGCCAACCACGGCCACCCUCAGUCGAACAUAGUCCCCCGCGAAAAGCUCCCCCUGCUUGAGAUUACAGAUGACAUGCCACAUUGGCUCAAGUUCCGCCGAGUCGUAGAGAACGAGAAACGAAAGAAAAUGAACAAGGAGAUUGACCAACAGAAAGAAAAGGAGCAAAACAAGUACAAAGGCGUGCCUUCCUGGAAAAUCCCAGUACUUAUCCAGAAAGAAGAGCAGCGCCUUCGCCAACUGCAGGCAGAAGAGGAGGUCAAGAAGGAAGAGAUGACGCUUCGCGCGGAGUGGGACGCGCUGCCUCCAUGGAAACAGCAGAUACUGCUCAAGAAGGGAUGCAACCCGCUUACCAAGAGGCGCGCGUCUGCUACGAUCGCCGUACCCCUGGCAAGCGGUAGUACAAGCACCAGUAGCACGAGCUCUUUGAACGGGUCAGCGGAAGAAGAAAUUGAGAAUAAAGAGACAACCGAAGACCUGGAUACUCAGUUUGCAGAUGACGCGUCGGAGAAUGGGUACAGUGAAAGCUCGGUUGCUGAGUCGGAGCUCAUCAGUGAAGGCAUGGAUACACAGUCUGCUCGCAUGGAUAAUGACGAAAUAUCUAACGAAUAAAAACUGAUAAAAGCAUGACGUCAUAGAUUGUAUUUAUCAAUUCACAUAUGCACAGGGGCAUCCGUAACUCGGCUUGUCCAUUUUUAUGUUCUAUUGUUAAAAAUAGAAUGAAACACAUGGUGUUAUUCAAUGUUACGUUGUUGUAGAGUAUUUGUUAGCUAGUUUUUGGAAGUGUUCAGCUCAUGAAACGAAUCGUAUAGAAAGAACAUCUUAGUAAAUAAAGUAUUUUAACGAUA